Sardina pilchardus (European sardine) is the source of this 2394-nucleotide messenger RNA. RefSeq names its product carnitine O-acetyltransferase b (gene cratb). Gene Ontology annotation, biological process: carnitine metabolic process, CoA-linked. Gene Ontology annotation, cellular component: peroxisome. Bases 382 to 2214 code for a protein of 610 amino acids. The record is from RefSeq and is a predicted model, not a curated record. Gene Ontology annotation, molecular function: carnitine O-acetyltransferase activity. The transcript is spliced from 15 exons. Lineage: Eukaryota; Metazoa; Chordata; Actinopteri; Clupeiformes; Clupeidae.
UUUUUCGAAGGAAACACUCCACACGUGUUGCGCUAUGCCCAAGUACUUUCUCCGUGCUAAAACGCACGAUCUCCCAAAUUGCCUUUACCCCUUCGGCAACACCCCGUUAUUCUGCUGAUGUGGUCAUCAUGUCAGGACGUUUGGAAACCAUGGUCAGACAAUCUGCGUUCUGUAGCAGUAGAUUUUAAAGGCACCUUUUACGAUCACGGAAGCCCAGCUGAACUCGUGUUUACAGUUAGCAAGUAAGCAAGCAAGUGUGUCAUCGACUACAGCGUUUGUUGGUUGAUAAAGUUCAAACCUAAGGUCAACGUAACCUGAUGUUAGAAUAGCGAUUUAUGUUUUUGAUCUUGAUAUCGGAGCGUAAGCUAUUUGUAGCUUCUCAUGAUGAUUUUGAAGAAAGUUCCACCUGUAUGGAUCUCGCGGGCCAUCUUUAGGAGCUACUACUCCGUGCCGCCCCAGCCGGUGCCACCCUUGUCCCAGACGCUGGAGGGGUAUCUGCGGGCACUGGAGCCUCUACUCCCCCCAGAUGAGUUGGCCCACACUCAGAAGAUAGUCAAGGAGUUCGGUAAAGAGAGAGGCCUUGGUCUCAGACUACAGGAAGGACUGGAGAAUAGGGCCAGAAACUCUCAGAACUGGAUAUCAGACUGGUGGAUGCACUGGGCCUACCUGGAGAACCGGCAGCCACUCCCCGUGCACUCCAACCCGGCCAUCUCGCUGCCCAGGCGGGACUUCUCCGACUGGAGAGGCCAGAUUGUGUUUGCUUCCAGGCUGAUUGCAGGGGUGUUGGACUUCAAAGCCAAAAUUGACAGUGGUCGGUUGCCGGUGGAGUACAUGCGUGGUCACCCCCUGUGCAUGGAGCUCUUCCCGCGCCUCUUCUCCUCCUGUCGGAUCCCAGGCCCCAGCCAUGACCAGGUGGUCCACUACGGGCGCUCACGCCGCGGCCCCACACACAUCACCGUGGUCCGCAACUACCAGUUCUUUCAGCUGGACGUGUAUAACAGUGACGGCACGCCACUAACAGAGGGGCAGAUCCACGCGCAGCUGCUCCGAAUCCGCUCGCAGUCCUGGAAGACGGACAAGGAGCCCAUGGGCAUCCUGACCAGCGAGCACCGCCACACCUGGGGCCAGGCCUACAACCGCCUGCUCAGAGACAAGAUCAACAAGGAGUCGGUGAGACUGAUUGAGAAAGGGCUCUUCACACUGUGCCUGGACUCACCCGUCAUGAGGAUCUCAGACGAGAAGUACUCUAGUCGAAUGGCAGCUCAGAUUCUACACGGGGGUGGGACUCACUCCAACAGUGGAAACCGCUGGUUUGACAAAACUCUUCAGUUUGUGGUGGGUGAGGAUGGAUCAUGGGGAUUACUGUAUGAGCAGGCCACUGCUGAGGGACCUCCCAUAGCCACUCUGUUGGAUCACAUACUCAAGUUCUGUAAAAAGGCAGAUAAGAAGAGAGCUCCAUUGAUUCCUCUUCCUAUGCCAAAGAAGCUUUAUUUCUACAUUGAUCCUGAGAUCAAGUGGGACAUUGAGAUGGCCAAACAGAAUCUAGACAUUCUGAUCAAUGACCUGGACGUCAAUUGCUUUAAUUUUCAAGACUUCGGUAAGGAGUUCGCUAAGCGACUAAACCUCAGUCCCAAUUCCCUCAUCCAGGUGGGUCUGCAACUAGCCUAUCAGAGGGUUCAUGGAGAGCCGUGCACUGCCUGUGACAUUGCCUCGCUCAGGAUGUUCAGGGCAGGACGCACAGACUAUAUCCGCUCCCCUACCAACCGGAGUCUUACAUUUGUGAUGGCCUUUGAUGACCCCAAUGUCUCGAGAGAAGCAAAAGUGGAGCUACUACGAGAGGCAGUGGCGGCUCACACACAACUCACUGAACAGGCACUAGAAGGGCAGGGCAUCGACCGCCACCUCCUGGGCCUAAAGCUUCAGGCCAUCGAGGAAGGGCUGAGUGUGCCCAGCAUGUUCAUGGACACGGCCUAUGGGCUAGCCACGCACUGGAAGCUACGCACAGGACAGGUGCCCUCAAACACGGACAGUGUGAUGUGUUUUGGGCCGCUGGUUCCCGAUGGCUACGCGGUCUGCUACAACCCCCAGUCCGACCACAUUCAUUUCUCUGUCACAGCUUUUAACUGCUGUGAGGAGACCAACUCUGAGACACUGGCUGUGACCUUGGAGAGCACACUGCGCGACCUUCAGUUGCUGCUGGAACCCACUGCGUAAACACUCCACUGGAUCUGUGGUUUAUUCAUUAAUGUGUUUUUUUGAUUUCCCAGAGUGUCAAAUUACAACGUCUGGCUUCAUUUGCCUUUGUUUGAUGCAUCCUAAAAAGCUUUUAUGGGACUGUGAGGAGACUGAUCAUAGGAAAAAAAAAAAAAAAAGACAAGGCCGUCCGAGACACCA